AUGCCAUUGGUCAUUUCCAAUACAUAUCCCUUAAUUGCAGUUAAAUAUUUUGCAAUAUUUGCAUUUGUUGCCUUUUGCAUAUUUAUUAAGAAUCAAGUAUCACUAAAGGUCAAACAUCCAUUCAUUGAUGAGAUUUUCCAUUUACGUCAAUGUUAUACUUAUUGUAAUUAUCAAUUUGAUAAAUGGGAUAACAAGAUAACAACACCUCCCGGAUUAUACUUUCUUGGGUUUGGUUAUGUCAAAGUACUCGAAUACAUUACAGGUAUCAAAUCACUCUGUGAUGACUACAAUGUUCUUCGGUCAUUGAAUUUGGUUGGUGGAUUGAUUGUAUUUCCAAUUGCACUUCAUCGCUUAAAGGGAGCCUAUACUAAUCAAUAUUGGUCAAUAAAUAUCAUAUCCCAGCCAUUGUUGUUCACUUAUUACUUUUUGUUUUAUACGGAUGUUUGGUCUGCGGUGUUGGUGGUGUUGUCCUUAGCUUUGGCCAAAAAUCAUCAACCAUGGGGGAGUGCCAUUGUCGGAUUUGUUAGUCUUUGGUUUAGACAGACUAAUAUUGUAUGGAUUGCAUUUAUUUUAGCUGUAUAUAUUGAUGGAAAGAUUCAGAGAGGUGAAUAUUCAUUCAUUGGUCGAGUCAUCAAGUUUGUUACCACUGCUGUUAGCAAUUUCUUUCUGAUUAUUCCACUCCUUGUGAAUUUCGUAUUGUUUGCAGUAUUUUUGAAAAUGAAUGGUGGGAUUACGUUUGGAGAUAAAGAUAAUCACAAAGUCGGUAUUCAUCUCGUUCAGGUAUUCUACUGUUUUACAUUCAUUAAUUUCUUUACUUGGCCGGUUUGGAUGAAUCGAAAAGUACUUAUAAACUACGGCUUAUUCAUCGUUGGAUCCCACCCACUUCAUCAAAUACUUAAUGCUGCGUCCAUGUUUGGAAUCAAGUUCAUUAUCGAUAAAUUCACAAUUGUCCAUCCAUUCUUAUUGGCUGAUAAUAGACAUUUCACAUUUUACAUAUUUAAGAAAUUAAUUAGCCACAAGUAUAGUCAAGUGAUUACAAUUCCAUUAUAUCAUUUUGCAACCUAUAAUAUCAUAUCAUCGUUGUUACGAACCAAACGAAUGAGAUUGUCUCCUAUCGGAAUCAUAGCAUUCUUGGUUUCUGUCUGUUUAACGAUUGUUCCAUCACCAUUAUUUGAGCCAAGAUAUUACAUUGUACCAUUAAUUUUAUUUAGAGUUUAUAUAACGCCGGUCCAUACCUGGUCUCAUGCAUUAGAGUUCAUUUGGUUGAAUAGUAUCAAUGUUCUAAUGAUGUUGGUGUUUUUCAAGUAUGAAUUUUCAUGGGAUAGUGAACCAGGAUCGAUUCAAAGAAUUAUUUGGUAA
Molecule: messenger RNA, 1359 nt
Organism: Hemisphaericaspora subhashii
Lineage: Eukaryota; Fungi; Ascomycota; Pichiomycetes; Serinales; Debaryomycetaceae
Gene: DIE2
Product: dolichyl-P-Glc:Glc(2)Man(9)GlcNAc(2)-PP-dolichol alpha-1,2- glucosyltransferase
Exons: 1
Coding region: 1-1359 (452 amino acids)
Biological process (GO): dolichol-linked oligosaccharide biosynthetic process; protein N-linked glycosylation
Cellular component (GO): endoplasmic reticulum
Molecular function (GO): dolichyl pyrophosphate Glc2Man9GlcNAc2 alpha-1,2-glucosyltransferase activity
Source: RefSeq, a predicted model, not a curated record